Rhododendron vialii is the source of this 1529-nucleotide messenger RNA. Its product is annotated as RING-H2 finger protein ATL22-like. The coding region runs from base 217 to 1155 and encodes 312 amino acids. Gene Ontology annotation, molecular function: polysaccharide binding. The record is from RefSeq and is a predicted model, not a curated record. The transcript is spliced from 3 exons. NCBI's taxonomy places the organism in Eukaryota, Viridiplantae, Streptophyta, Magnoliopsida, Ericales, Ericaceae.
UCCACUCACCUCUCUCUCUCUCUCUCUCUCAAGAGAUAUUAGUUGGUCUCUUCAGAACUUUUGCAGAGUAUUGGUCAACUUUUUUCUGUAAGAACUUCAGGGAUCAGGUCUAGUGUAUCUCAUCCAGUCAUUUGUGCUUAUCACCUCUCUCUCUCUCUCUCUCUCUCUCUCUCUCGUACUAGGCUUGUGUCAUUUGAUAUUUGAUACUCCUACCUAAUGGAUGUCAUCAUCUUCUUCCUCCUCUUCUCCUCAAUGUUCCUAAAUACGGAAGCCAUAGAUAAGAAUUGUCCACCGGCUAAGUGUUUCCCAAAUGGCCCUGAAAUCCUGUUUCCUUUCUCAAUCAAAGGGCUUCAGCCCCAGAAUUGCAGCUACCCUGGUUUCAAACUAGUUUGCAAGGAAAACAAAACCACAAUCCACUUUCCAUCAUAUGGGGAUUUGGUUGUCAAAUCCAUCUCUUACGACUCCAAAAGACUGAGUCUCCUUGAUCCCAAAAAUUGUGUCCAAGAAGUCUUUCUAAACCUUGAUCUCUCUCGAACCCCGUUCCGUUACUACUACAUUCUGAAAAACUACACGUACCUCAACUGCUCUGCUCCGCUUUCACGUCCCUUCGUGCAAGUCCCGUGUAUGAGUGGAUCCGAGCAUCAUGUUUAUGUUGUCGCGCCGUUUCAGGUUGUUCCGGAUUCUUGUAAGCCUGUGAAGACCAUAGCAACUCCAUUUUCGUACAGUCCUUAUCUCGCUGAUGAUAGUUUUGGACUGGGAAUUACCUGGGACGUGACUCGGCGAGAAGAUUCUGUCACAUGUUUCAGUGCAGCAGGCAGAAAGGUCCUGAGUAUCCUCGUCUUCUUUUUCAUGGUUGGAGCCCUUGUCAGUGUCAAGACUUAUUGCUCCAGAAGUGCUUUGAUCGACAAGUUAUGCGGGUAUUAUGCUACCCUCAAACAUGCAAAAUUCUCCGCAAGGGGAGUGAGAAAUCAGGUUAAGAUAUCAGCAGGAUACGGAAAUCACGGAAGUGAAUUCAGAAGCAUGCUCUUCGAAAAUGAAAAUUUUACCUGGAAAGACUGCGUUGAUGGAAAAGCUUCUGUUAGUAAUCCUCGACCUGAGUUAAGUUUCCAAUUCCAGAAGUCAGAAGAUGGAACGGAAGCUCCACAGCUGUUCUGAGUUUCCGACAAAUUCACAUGCAAGUAAUGGGAAGAAAUGUGACAUUAGGCAAAUGUUCUUGGAGGGAAUACACGAAUAAUGGGUUUUUUUUGUCCUAUAUUUCAAACAUGCAAUAAAAAAGCAACUCGGCCUAUAAUAGGCCCUCAAAUCCUAUAUUUCAAACACACACACACACACAAAUGAAGCAACUUCCAUCCUCCUAAGCUUCUCAUGCUCUUCCUAGGCUUAGGGGAGCAGGUUAUUGCAGCAUUAGUAGAAUAUAUCAUUUCAUUGACUGUGUUUGGGUUGUUAUCUUACUUGGAACUGUUGGCUUUUAUAUUGCCUAGACAAGAGCACUACCAGAGCAAGUAAUCGAAACACAUUGCUUCCUUAAA